ACCUUGUUCAAGUUCGCGGCAAGUACUUCCUGCGCGCAACACCGAGGUCUGGAAAGGCGUUGGGAGCUGCCUGCUCCCGCGUCUCCACCUCUGCGCCUAAACCGAGACUCCCAAGGGUCGCUGCUCGAACGCUCGCUGCGCCUUUGGAAACAGAUUUCUUACCUUGACUGGCGUUGCAUGAAGACCGGGGGGAAAAGAUUGCGCUGCGAAUCCCAAGAUCACAAGUCCUGGGUUGUUCUUCAAAAAAUGGCUAUUUCUUUGAGCCCAUGUCUGGCCUUUACCUGUUUAUUGUUGUGCCACUGGAUUGAGACAGCAUCACCUCUGAAUCUUGAAGAUCCCAAUGUGUGCAGCCACUGGGAAAGCUACUCUGUGACUGUGCAAGAGUCCUACCCACAUCCCUUUGAUCAGAUUUACUACACCAGCUGCACCGACAUCCUGAACUGGUUUAAAUGCACACGGCACAGAAUCAGUUAUCGGACAGCCUACCGACAUGGGGAGAAAACUAUGUACAGGCGCAAAUCUCAGUGCUGUCCUGGAUUUUAUGAAAGCAGGGACAUGUGUGUCCCCCACUGUGCUGAUAAAUGUGUCCAUGGUCGCUGCAUUGCUCCAAACACCUGUCAGUGUGAGCCUGGCUGGGGUGGGACCAACUGCUCCAGUGCCUGCGAUGGUGACCACUGGGGGCCUCACUGUAGCAGUCGGUGCCAGUGCAAAAAUGGGGCUCUGUGCAACCCCAUCACGGGGGCUUGCCACUGUGCUGCAGGUUUCCGGGGCUGGCGCUGUGAGGACCGUUGUGAGCAGGGCACCUAUGGGAAUGACUGUCACCAGAGAUGCCAGUGCCAGAAUGGAGCCACCUGCGACCACGUCACUGGGGAAUGCCGUUGCCCACCAGGAUACACUGGAGCCUUCUGUGAGGAUCUGUGUCCUCCUGGUAAACAUGGUCCACAGUGUGAACAGAGAUGCCCUUGCCAAAAUGGGGGAGUGUGUCAUCAUGUCACUGGAGAAUGCUCUUGCCCUUCUGGCUGGAUGGGCACAGUGUGUGGUCAACCUUGCCCCGAGGGUCGCUUUGGAAAGAACUGUUCCCAAGAAUGUCAAUGUCAUAAUGGAGGAACAUGUGAUGCUGCCACAGGCCAAUGUCAUUGCAGUCCAGGAUACACAGGAGAACGGUGCCAGGACGAAUGUCCAGUCGGAACCUAUGGAGUCCGCUGUGCUGAGACCUGCCAGUGUGUCAACGGAGGGAAGUGCUACCACGUGAGUGGCACUUGCCUCUGUGAAGCAGGCUUUGCUGGUGAGCUCUGCGAGGCACGCCUGUGUCCAGAGGGGCUCUAUGGCAUCAAAUGUGACAAACGUUGCCCCUGUCACCCAGACAACACUCAGAGCUGUCACCCCAUGUCUGGAGAGUGUGCCUGCAAACCAGGCUGGUCGGGUCUCUACUGUAAUGAGACAUGCUCUCCUGGAUUCUAUGGGGAAGCCUGCCAACAGAUCUGCAGCUGCCAAAAUGGGGCUGACUGUGACAGUGUGGCUGGAAGGUGCACCUGUGCACCAGGAUUCAAAGUGAGUGACUUGGGUCCUAGAGGCAGGAAAAGUGGAAUGUGA
This is a messenger RNA of Castor canadensis (American beaver), 1593 nucleotides long. Lineage: Eukaryota; Metazoa; Chordata; Mammalia; Rodentia; Castoridae. The record is from RefSeq and is a predicted model, not a curated record.